Messenger RNA from Rhizopus microsporus ATCC 52813, 2027 nucleotides. RefSeq lists its product as uncharacterized. NCBI's taxonomy places the organism in Eukaryota, Fungi, Mucoromycota, Mucoromycetes, Mucorales, Rhizopodaceae. Gene Ontology annotation, cellular component: membrane. The transcript has 8 exons. Gene Ontology annotation, biological process: protein processing. The record is from RefSeq and is a predicted model, not a curated record. Bases 30 to 2009 code for a protein of 659 amino acids.
CUUUUUCUUUUUCUUUGUAGCAAACAAUAAUGCUUGUUAGAACAAUAUGCUUGUAUUUUAUCUUGCUGUUUAGUGUUAGGGCAGAAGAUAUUGCUACUACCCUUUACCCUCAUAUUUACACUAAUCUAAACAAUUGGCCAUGUGUGAAACUGUUGAAUGCUACAGGAACAAUCGGAUGUCAUUCACUAAAAAAGAAGAGUGGAGUACUCUAUCAAGCAAAUACAACUCAAGAUCUGGAUAACUUUAUCCAUAACAACAGCUUGACUAAUGAUGCUGCAGUUAUUCUUACGCUUGAUUUGCUUACUACAAGUAACUUAGAACAGCUAAUUCAGACCAAGAAAGUAGCAGGCAUUAUUGUCUUGGUCAAGAACGAGUUGAAUAAUACCAAUAUUCCUUCACCUGAUUCAACUUGUCCUAACUGCCAAUUUGGAUUAUAUGCAAACGAUUCUGAUCCAUACCAAUGGAAUUCACAAGCACUUAAUCUAAUAGAACAAAGCUUUGAUAUACCCAUAUUUGCAAUCAAGCCGAUCGACGACAUAUCCAACAAUGUUUAUAACCAAAUCAAUCAAGCUGUAGCAUACAAUGCAGAGAAACAGUAUAGACAAUAUCCACUAAAGGCUGUUGAUUUUGAUUUAUUCAUGUGGGCAGCAGUCAAUGCAAAAACAUGUCUACGAAGAGGUUGGUGCCAGCCAGUUGGUGGGAUGAGCGUUUAUUCUACACCAUCAAUCAAUCUUGAUGCAGACGACAAUAAGCCAAUCAUUGUCGUCUCUUCAAAGCUGGAUAGUCGCGCCUUGUUUCAUGAUCUGACCAUAGGAGCCUCCAAAGAUAUUUCAGGGCUAGUUGCCGUACUAGCUGUUGCUGAAGCUUUAUCGCGUGCUCCUGUAGUAUUAGACACUUUACCAAAGCAUAUUCUGUAUACCUUAUUCACAGCAGAGGAUUGGGCAUUUGCUGGAUCUCAGCGAUUCGUAAAGGAUAUCACGUCUCCUUUCGAGUGCACCAAUGCUACAAGGGCUAUACCCUGCCCUUAUCUGAAUGCGACAUGUACUUUCCCUUGCGUUCGAAAUGCAGAUUUUAAACGUAUUCGUUUUGACAAGAUAGAAAGUGUUUUUGAGUUCCAGUCUGUUUCCGGCAUAAACUCUGAUUAUAUGGGUUAUUAUAUUCAUGUUGAUGAUCAAGAGCUAAAUCAACCUCUUGUCGCAUCUCUUGAGAAAUAUCCCGGUCUGAAAUCUGCUAGCUCAGAUGGCAUACAAAGAAAGCUCCCUCCAAGUAGUGCCAUGAGCUUUCUUCAACAGAGCCGCAAGAUAAAGGCAGCCGUCAUUACCGAUUACCAAAGCAAACUUGGAAAUUACUAUAACAGUGAUUUGGAUUAUCAAGUGGAUUUGGAUAAAAUGACAAGCUCAAUAUGCAGACUUGUCAAUUCCACUGCUAAUGCUAUUUAUAAUGAAGCCUCAAACGGAAAUAGCAACUCCUCCUUGAUCUCGGCUAACUGCACUCUUGUUCAUUCUCUGCUUGAUUGUCUUGUAUCGAACUUUUCAUGUCCACUGAUGCAAAAUUACUUUAACGUAUCUGGUAUCAGUACAAUUAGCCACUAUGCGUCCGUUUUAUCCUUCCAAAACCCACAGCCUCAACUCAUACCAAGGUUUGUGUUGAGCUUCUUGAGCGCCUUGAACGGUAAAGCAACGAAUCGUACAUGUACAACCAUUCAAGAUUGCGCAGUGGGGGAAUACUGCAUCAUGCAAAAAUGCAUCAAAUCACUUACAAAUUACCAUGAAGCGUACGGAACAGGGUUACAGUAUGAUGAAAGAAAGAAUAUCGUAAAAAUAGUUGAUCCAAGCAAAGGAACAUGGGUUGAAAGCACAUGGGACGAGCCUCAGCUAAGGAUAUUCAACAUAACGUCAAAGAUACACCAAGCUGUUGAACUUGUGAUAGGGCUUUUAUGGGCUAUUGUAAGUUUUGCAACUGUUUGGUUCGUGAAAGGAUACUUGCGUAAAUCCCUAAAGGUUGAAUAAUAAUAAUAAUAAUAAAAG